UAUCAUUUGUGAAUAGCAAGCUUUUCCUCUUUCCUCAAACAACGUGGGCUGUGGAUGUGGCAGUGAGGCACCGACUGUUUACGUGUCUCCUCUUUGCAGUGCAAACACAAGUGUCUCGGAGAUAGGUCUUCUAGAUCUUCACAUUGUCAGGUUUCACUGCCAUGUUUGCCAGGCUGGCCAUGUGCUCUCGCCUGCCAUCCAAAAUCCGGCAGUCUAAUGUGUGUCCAGUCUCUAUCAGAGCAUUUUCCCAGGCGAAAUUUUCCCUCCCAAGACCACAUGGGAAGUCUUUUGCCCACCGCAGUGAGUUGAAGCAGGCCAAACGUAUUGUGGUAAAAUUGGGGAGCGCCGUGGUUACACGUGGAGAUGAGUGCGGCUUGGCGCUGGGACGGCUGGCCUCAAUAGUAGAGCAGGUGGCCAUGUUGCAGAAUCAAGGCAGGGAGAUGAUGAUCGUUACAAGUGGUGCUGUGGCGUUUGGGAAGCAGCGACUGAGACAUGAGAUAUUGUUGUCUCAGAGUGUCAGGCAGGCCUUACACUCUGGACAAAACCAACUCAAAGACAUGGUGAAAUCUACUAUUCAGUCAGUUCCAGUUUUGGAGGCACGAGCUUGUGCAGCUGCUGGACAGAGUGGUCUGAUGGCACUGUAUGAAGCUAUGUUCACCCAAUACAGCAUCUGCACCGCACAAAUUCUUGUCACCAACCUGGAUUUUCAUGAUGAGCAGAAACGACGCAACCUAAACAGCACGCUGCAUGAACUGCUGCGGAUGAACAUUGUUCCUAUCAUCAACACCAAUGAUGCAGUUGUUCCGCCCCCUGUUCCCAACAGUGACCUACAGGGGGUAAAUGUGAUAAGCAUCAAAGAUAAUGACAGCUUAGCUGCACGGUUGGCUGUUGAAAUGAAGGCUGACCUUCUUAUUGCCCUGUCUGAUGUUCAAGGCUUAUAUGACAGUCCUCCAGGAACAGAUGAUGCCAAGCUCAUUGAUAUAUUUUAUCCUGGAGACCAGCAGUCGAUCACAUAUGGCACCAAGUCCAGAGUUGGCAUUGGUGGCAUGGAAGCCAAGGUGAAAGCAGCCCUUUGGGCACUGCAGGGUGGGACCUCUGUCAUCAUUGCUAACGGCACAGAUCCUAAAGUGACAGGCCACGUCAUCACCGACAUUGUGGAAGGGAAGAAAAUUGGCACCUUUUUCUCUGAAGUGAAACCUGCAGGUCCAACGGUGGAGCAGCAGACCGAGAUGGCCCGGCAUGCAGGCAGGACUCUGGCUUCUCUGCUCCCUGAGCAGAGAGGAGAGAUCAUCUGCUGCUUGGCUGAGCUGCUUACGGAGAAGAAAGAUGAGAUACUCAGUGCCAACAGGAAAGACAUGGAGUUUGCAGCAGGCCGUUUGUCCCAGCCCAUGACCAAUCGCUUGAGUCUAUCAACUGCUAAGCUGAACAGCCUCGCCAUCGGCCUGCGUCAGCUUGCCGUUUCCUCCAGGGAUAGCGUGGGUCGAGUGCUGAGGAGGACCAGAGUGGCUAACAAUCUAGAGCUGGAACAAAUCACAGUCCCCAUCGGUGUCCUGCUGGUCAUUUUUGAGUCGCGUCCUGAUUGCCUCCCACAGGUCUCAGCACUAGCAAUCGCCAGUGGAAAUGCUUUGCUGCUGAAGGGUGGUAAAGAAGCAUCCAACACCAAUAAAAUUCUGCAUCAGCUCACUCAGGAAGCACUUGCAAUUCACGGGGUGACGGAUGCCAUUCAGCUGGUGAGCACACGUGAGGAAGUUGAGGAUCUGUGCAGACUGGACAAGAUGAUUGACUUGAUCAUUCCAAGAGGCUCAUCUCAGCUGGUCCGAAACAUCCAAAGGGCAGCUAAGGGGAUUCCUGUGUUGGGCCACAGUGAAGGCGUCUGCCACGUCUUUAUAGACAGCGAAGCAAGCAUAGACAAAGCUAUUGAAGUUGUCAGGGAUUCGAAGUGUGACUACCCUGCAGCAUGCAAUGCCAUGGAGACCCUCCUCAUUCACAGAGACAUGCUGCGUACUCCUCUGUUUGAUCAGAUCAUUGAUAUGCUGAGAACAGAGCAAGUAAAGAUUCAUGCAGGUCCCCGGUUUGCAUCCUAUUUAACUUUCAGCCCCUCUGAGGUGAAGUCUCUCCGCACAGAAUAUGGGGACCUAGAGUGCUGCAUUGAGGUGGUUGACAGCAUGCAUGAUGCUGUGGACCACAUCCACAAAUAUGGCAGCUCCCACACAGACGUCAUAAUUACAGAGAAUGAAGACACAGCUGAGCAGUUUUUACAGCUGGUGGACAGUGCCUGUGUUUUCUGGAACGCCAGCUCUCGCUUUGCUGACGGCUACCGCUUUGGCCUUGGAGCUGAGGUUGGCAUCAGCACAGCAAGGAUACAUGCCAGAGGUCCAGUGGGUUUGGACGGACUUCUUACUACCAAAUGGGUCCUCCGAGGGGAGGGUCACACUGUUGCUGACUUCUCUGAGCAAGGCAGUAUGAAAUACCUUCAUGAAAACAUCCCUGUGCCCCAGGGACAUUUUAAUUAGGGUACCCAAGAUGGAGUACUAUCAGGAGUCAACGCAACAGAUGUCUAGCAUUUAAACUUACUAGCUGCUGCUUCUUCACCUGUGUAAGUCCACGAUGUAGGUGCAGAAAACUUAGAUGCAGAAUAACAGCUACUUUCAUUUGACAACUUAAUUCCUUAUUUUGUGAACCUGUGUUUAAACCUGUGAAUCGGUUUUUCAGAUCCAUUCAAAUCUCCCUUAAGAAAUUGAGUGGUUGUAAGAACAACUGAUGAAUGGAAAUGAAUUGUGCUAAAACUGAAAAAUGCGAUAAUGUUGCGUCGACAAAGCUCUUUUCCCUGCAGACUUUUUUUUAUAAAAAGCAGAAAAAGUAAUCAGUGCCCCAGCUGUGAUUUUCUAAUUUAUUUUUCUACAUGCAAACUCUCCCUUGUUCUUGUAUUUUGCUGCAAGUAUUUGUGCAGGAUCUUGGUUCAGAUUUCUUUUGCUGUCCUCCUUCUUUGCACAGAUAAUUUAAUAAAUAUGAUGUACAGUU
Melanotaenia boesemani (Boeseman's rainbowfish) is the source of this 3021-nucleotide messenger RNA. Its product is annotated as delta-1-pyrroline-5-carboxylate synthase-like. NCBI's taxonomy places the organism in Eukaryota, Metazoa, Chordata, Actinopteri, Atheriniformes, Melanotaeniidae. The transcript is spliced from 17 exons. Gene Ontology annotation, molecular function: ATP binding; glutamate 5-kinase activity; glutamate-5-semialdehyde dehydrogenase (NADP+) activity. The record is from RefSeq and is a predicted model, not a curated record. Bases 162 to 2513 code for a protein of 783 amino acids. Gene Ontology annotation, cellular component: mitochondrion; cytoplasm.